Molecule: messenger RNA, 1884 nt
Organism: Nymphaea colorata (pocket water lily)
Lineage: Eukaryota; Viridiplantae; Streptophyta; Magnoliopsida; Nymphaeales; Nymphaeaceae
Product: probable methyltransferase At1g29790
Exons: 1
Coding region: 189-1466 (425 amino acids)
Molecular function (GO): methyltransferase activity
Source: RefSeq, a predicted model, not a curated record
UCUAGCAGUCACUGCAGCUCCAGAUCUCAGGCCAUCAUCGGAUGUAGAAGAGCUCAAAAGUCUUCUAGUUUCAGUAAAGCGGGAGCCAGACAGAGGCUACCUCGCUUUCACUCUCUAUUCUCUUUCUUCUUCUGCUACUUCUUCGACUGUGGCACCAAGAGAAUCAACAAACAACAGAAGCAGAAGCAAUGGGGUCUGUGUCGCUCAAGAUUGGAGAUGGGACGGCCAAGUUCAAGAGAUCGACUAUUUGCUCCUCCGGCCUCAACAUCGUCAUGCUCAUCUCCGUCCUCAUCACCAAUCUCUUCGCUCUGUACGCCUUCACCUCCCCGCCUCUUCACCUGCAGCACCCAACCCUCCAAGAACACAAGAACAUAACUGUCAUCUCCGAGCACGUCUCCCUCAUCCUCAGGGAGAUCGGCGCAGCCCAGAAGAAGCUCUCCCAGAUGCAGAAGGAGCUCAGCGGCUACGAGUCCCUCGAUUUCUGGGCUCCCAACAUCCCCGGAGAGCUCAAGCUCUACCUCCAGCCACAGACCCUCCCCCUCGGCAAGGACUCCAAGAUGGGUAUCACGGAAAUGGUGGCUUCCAUCGGUCACCCUUGCUCCAACUCCCUGGAUUUGCUCGCACGGUACAUGAACUACAAGGUGGGUCAAACCUGCCCCGACGAUUGGGACCUCGCUCAGAAGCUUAUGCUUAGAGGGUGCGAGCCGUUGCCUCGCCGGCGCUGCCUAUCGCGUCCGCCAGCACCGAAGGUGGAGCUCCUCCUCCCCUUCCCUGCUUCUCUGUGGAAGCCCGUCGCCGAUAAGGUCGUUAGUUGGAGUCGCUAUAGGUGCAAGAGCUUCCAGUGCUUGAAUGCGAGGAAGGGCCAGGCUAAGCCGGCAGAUGAUUGCGUUGAUUGCUUCGAUAUUGUUAAAGGGGUCGAGAACCAGAGGUGGAUAAAGGCCAUGGACCGGAACGAUUUCGUUGUCGACGACGUCUUGGCAUUGGGUAAUGGUGGUAUAAGGAUUGGGCUCGAUGUCGGCGGCGGGACGGGGACUUUUGCGGCGAGGAUGGCCGAGAGGAACGUCACUGUCAUUACCUCUACUUUGAAUCUCAAUGCUCCAUUCAACGAGUUUGUCGCCGCGAGGGGUUUGUUUCCCUUGUUCUUGACGUUGGGACAGAGGUUUCCCUUCUUUGAUGGCACAUUCGAUCUGGUGCAUACAAUGCAUUUGCUUAGUGAUUGGAUUCCGGUCGAGUCCAUGGAGUUUCUGAUGUUUGAUAUCGAUAGAGUUUUGAGGGCGGGGGGUCUUCUUUGGUUGGACAAGUUCUUCUGCGCCGAGGAGGAAUUGAAGAAGACUUAUGUUGGUCUGAUCGAGAAAUUCGGGUACAAGAAGCUGAAAUGGGUCGUUGGGCCGAAGGGGGAUGCGUCGGCAACCGGCCGGACAGACGUUUACUUGUCUGCCGUUCUUCAAAAGCCACCGAGAGCAUAAAAGGUUCGGAAUUCUUUUUGUUCUUCUUUUGCUCUGAGGUCCGAAUGAGAAGAAACUGAGUUCAAGGUAUGAUACUCUCUGAAUUGGAUCAACGUCGGUCCCACGAGGAUCCAUGUUACUUCUUUGUCUUCUUCUACCUUCCUUUCUUCCUUUCACUUUCAUAUGUAUGCAUCUGGGAGAUAACUACAACUUUAUGCUCUCUUUGUUGUACUUCAUUCGGAAAGGUCAGUCCUUGUCCGACAAGAAAUGGAAGGAGGGAGGAACGUUUGGCACUAAGAGUUGGUGAAGAGCUGCUCUGUAAUCACCUGCUGUGCUAACACUUUCUGAAAUGUAAAACUGUUGGACCUCUCAGAUGGGUUCCACCUUGAGAUCUUGAGAAGGAAAUCUAAUUCUCUUUCUCGUUUUCUACGUUUCCUAA